Molecule: messenger RNA, 1216 nt
Organism: Armigeres subalbatus
Lineage: Eukaryota; Metazoa; Arthropoda; Insecta; Diptera; Culicidae
Gene: Capa
Product: cardio acceleratory peptide 2b
Exons: 4
Coding region: 158-754 (198 amino acids)
Biological process (GO): neuropeptide signaling pathway
Molecular function (GO): neuropeptide hormone activity
Source: RefSeq, a predicted model, not a curated record
UUCACUGCUCGACGAGUCAGUUGGCCACUUCCUGUAGGCCUAACUUUUCGAUUGGUGCGAAACGAUCUGACAGUGUGGUGACAAGCUUUUGGCAAAGUGCAGUGCAAAUUAGUUUCGAACUUUGGAAUAGCAGUAAGGAUUAGCCGAACGGUUCAGAAUGCAACAAGUGGUGCAAUUUAGGGCAUUCGCGUAUGUCUCUCUGAUGUUGGUCGUUCUGUCGACGACGGUUGAGUUCUGCUGCGCUGAUGUAUCUGACCUGGACAGCAUCGGAGAUGCACGACACAAAAGAGGACCUACGGGUGGGCUGUUUGCAUUUCCCCGAGUAGGUCGCUCCGAUCCGGAUCUGUUCCAAUGGGGCGACGUUCAAUCGCUGCCACUGGAGGAUUAUGAGGACUACCCCAUCCGGGAAUCGAAACGUCAGGGUUUGGUGCCCUUCCCACGGGUAGGUCGUGCCGCACAGAACCCGGCUUUCUUCUACUGGCCCUGGGCGAUGACAGCGUCCGGACAGCUGCAGAAACGUGCCAGCAAUUCCGGUGCCAACAGUGGCAUGUGGUUCGGUCCCAGGCUGGGCAAACGUGCCUCUGCGGCAUCCACCGAGAUCAAAGGAACCGACGUCUACACACCUCGCCUGGGUCGUAACAUGGAACGGCAGCAGGUCGAGGACGCCGGAGACUUGAACGCCCGAAGCAGCAGCAAUAGAAGCCUAGUGGACAUUGAACGCCUUUUCCGAUUGUCGCUUUCAUCGGGAUAUUAAUCGAGACUUAUCAAACCUUCGUUUUUCCGGUUUCAAAAUGUGUUGCUGCUAUUUUAUAUUCAUAUUUAGUAGAGUAGUUUUGGAAUAAAUUGCCUGAUGAAGGUCCAUUGAAUGGCAAAAGAGAAAAAAAAAACAUUAAAAUGGAAAAGGCUGGAGAAAGCUUGUUGGACCGACACUGUGUGAACAGUGUCCGACAACAAACUUUCUAACUCAACGUAAAACAUUGGAUCUUUGUCAAACAAUUUCUCGCAAUGCAAUAAAAGUAAUAAUCUUAGAAAGCAAAAGUACCAUAUUGAAGGAGUUUAUCUCUCUAAAAAUGCCAAGCACACAAAUGAAAAAUACAAAAAAAACACUUAGCAAACCCAAUUGUGUUGAGUUGCUCCUGUUACAAAUGGUUAGAAAGGUGAUCCCCAAAAAACGUUGUAAAUAAAAACUUAUAAUAUAUUCGCAUUUGUAAAUUAA